CUGUUUUCAAAUAUGCACAGAGAAGAACUAGAUAUAUUGAGAAGUCAUAUUAGUGAUGCGCACACGACAACAGAUAUUUCAGUUCAACCAGGGCUGAUUGCAGCAUGCAGUUGAAAAGAGCUUUCAAUUCGACUUUAUGUGGUCAAAAACAAGCUCGAAUAGGUAAAAAUCGUGGUUUUUCAUGAUUUUUGCCGGCUUUUCUCCGAAAUGAGUCUGUUACACAUUUUUUCUGUGAGCGUUUUCAAGAUAUUUGUGCAAAACCCAGCUGCAUUGGAGUUUUCAUCUGUUUUACUGCUAUUAAAUUGAUGUGGGCCAUCAAAGAGAAUGGAGCAUCAUGGGAUUGAGCUUAUUAUCGGCAGUGCAUUUCAACAGAAAAGGUAACUCCAUUUCUUUCUGAUUAUAAAAAUGUUUUAGAUCCAGAAGAAGUCGUUUAUCUCCAUGACAGCGCUCCAUAUCACAAAGCAAAUGCUACUCAGCGUUUGCUUAAAGAUUUGAAUAUUGAUUUCUUUGAUCGAACAGAAUGGCCAGGAAGCUCUCUAGACCUUAAUGCAGCUGAACAUGUUGGAUCGAUUUUGAUGGAUAAAGUUGAAAGUCUAAUGAUCAGUGAAAAUGGUUCUGAUCGAAAUUCUCAAGUCGUUCUGCUCAAGCAUCUUCAAAAUGUUCUUCAUGAACUUGAAAAUGAACAAGAACUUGUCAAAAAUUUAUUGAAAUCGUAUCUCAAAGAUUAA
Messenger RNA from Didymodactylos carnosus, 728 nucleotides. The record is from the annotation of a GenBank genome assembly. NCBI's taxonomy places the organism in Eukaryota, Metazoa, Rotifera, Eurotatoria, Philodinida, Philodinidae.